Molecule: messenger RNA, 2172 nt
Organism: Plasmodium gaboni
Lineage: Eukaryota; Apicomplexa; Aconoidasida; Haemosporida; Plasmodiidae
Product: putative methionine--tRNA ligase
Exons: 1
Coding region: 1-2172 (723 amino acids)
Biological process (GO): methionyl-tRNA aminoacylation
Molecular function (GO): methionine-tRNA ligase activity; ATP binding
Source: RefSeq, a predicted model, not a curated record
AUGAAAAUUUAUUUUAUUUUUAUAAUAUUUUUAUAUCUAAGAUUUAUAUUAAUUAUAGAAAUAUUAAGCAAACAUAUAUAUAAAACUAGACACUUUUGUCCUUCAUAUAUAAAGGAUGGAGAGAAAAGAAAAAGCCAUAAGAUAAAAAGAAAACGAAUAAAAGAUGAUGCAUAUAUAAAUGUUUAUAGAAAAAAUAUAUUGGAUAGCAUAAAUAUAAAAGGUGAUAAAAAUAAAAUUGGAAAAAGAUGGUUGCAGAAUUUAAAAAAGAAAAAACCAUUUGACAAAAUAAGUGUAUGUGUAUCAAAUUAUAAUGAUGAUAGAAAAGAGAUAUAUGAUGAAAAAUUUAUAAAUAAUAAAGAAGACAAUAGUUAUAAUAAUAAUAAUAAUAAUAAUAAUAAUGGUGGUAUUAUAAAAACUUGUAGUGAUGAAGAAUGUUUACUUAUUAGUACUCCUGUUUAUUAUUCAAAUGAUAGACCACACAUAGGUCAUGCUUAUUGUAAUAUAUUAUGUGACGUUAUAUAUAAAUAUGAAAAAUUAAAAGGGUUGGAAAAAAAUAAAAAGGAUAUAAUUUUUUUUUCAGGUAUGGAUGAACACGGUUUAAAAAUUGAAAAAAAAUGCAAUGAAAAUAAAAUAAGAACAAAUGAAUAUAUUGAUGAUAUGUGUAAAUAUUAUAAAGAUAUGAAUAAAAAAUUAAGUGUGGAUAUAAAUUUAUUUUAUAGAACAUCAUAUUCAUUUCAUAAAACAUUUGUUCAGAAUGUAUGGAAAUAUUUAGUACAUAAUAAUUAUAUAUAUAAAGAUACAUAUAAAGGUUAUUAUAAUAUCAAUGAAGAAAGAUAUAUAAAUGAACAAGAAUUAAGAGAAGGGAAAUAUAAAAUAGAUAAUGAAAAUAUUAUAUAUGUUGAAGAAGAAAAUAGUUAUUUUUUUAAUAUUUUAAAAUUUAAAGAUUAUUUAAUUGAUUUUUAUGAAAAAAAUGAAAAUUUUAUAUAUCCACAAUAUUUAAGAAAACAAAUAAUUUAUACAUUAAAAAAUGAAUUAAGAAAUAUAUGUAUAAGUAGAUAUAAUACAAAGUGGGCAAUACAAAUUCCAGAUGAACAAAAAGGUACUAUCUAUGUAUGGUUUGAUGCAUUGUUAUCAUAUAUAAGUUCUAUAUUAUAUCUAAAUAAAAUAAAACAAAAUAAUAAUAAUGUCACAACUGAUAAAAAUCAUGUAAGUAUAUCCUCUUCAUGUGAUACUGAUUCGGUUAUUUGUUCAUAUGAUGAUAUUUUAAAUAUGGUAAAUUCUAAUGUCAAUAGUGAUAAUAUACAAAGUAAUAUAUUUCCACAUAUAGCGAGCAACAUAAAUGAUGAAAAAAAAGAAAAAAAAAAAAAAAGAGAAAAAAAUGUACCAAAUAACGAAUUAAUCUGUAAAAAAAUAUGGAAUCCAUUUAUUCAAGUCAUUGGUAAAGAUAUUUUGAAUUUCCAUGCUAUAUUUUAUAUAUGUUUAUUGAAAAGUUUAAAUCUUGAAUUUCCACAAAAAAUUCUAUGUCAUGGUUUAAUAAAAAAUGAAAAUAUAAAAAUGUCCAAGAGCUUACAUAAUGUUGUAAAUCCAUUUGACCUUUUAAAAAAAUACAAUCCAGAUGUAUUACGUUUAUAUUUUAUUGGAUGUGGUAGUAUUUAUGAAGAUAAAAAUUAUAAAGAACAAAAUAUAGAAUCAUUCGAAUUAUUUUUAAGAAAUAAUGUAGGGAAUCUAUUAUAUCGUGUAGUAUCGUUAUGUAUUGAAAAUAAUUAUAAUAUUGUUCCUGAUAUAAAUACAAAUGAUUAUAAUUCGAAUAUUAUUUUAAAUGAGUGGAAAUAUAAUAUAAAGAAUAAACUAAUACCAUAUCUUAAUAAUAUGGAAUAUAUUCAAUUUUUAGAACUUAUUAUGACAUUAAUCAAAAAUGUAAAUAAAUUUUUUGUACAUAAUACACCAUGGAAUUAUAAAAAAGAUACUCAACAUUUUCAUACAACUAUUUAUGUUACUUUAGAGUGUAUGAAAUAUUUUUCUAUAUUAAUGUUUCCAUUUAUUCCUAACAUUUCUUUGACUAUUUUAAGAAAUAUUGGUUUUGACACCAUUGACGAGCACAAUAUAUCUCUCGACAUGUUGGAAAAAAAAACAGACAAAUUUAUUCUUAACAGGUUGAUAAAAAUUGUGUGA